AUGGAUUAUAUCAUAUCGAAAAGAUAUCGAAAAGUAUCGAAAAGAUAUCGAAAAAAUCGAUAUAUCGUAAAGUAUCGAUAUAUCGAAAAGUACCGAUAUAUCGAAAAGUACCGAAAAGAUAUCGAAAAGUAUCGAAAAGAUAUCGAAAAGUACCAAAAAGAUAUCGAAAAGUACCGAAAAGAUAUCCAAAAGUACCGAAAAGAUAUCGAAAAGUACCGAAAAGAUAUCGAAAAGUACCGAAAAGAUAUCGAAAAGUACCGAAAAAUUUUUGAAAAGUAUCGAAAAGAUAUCGAAAAGUAUCGAAAAGAUAUCGAAAAGUAUCGUAAAGAUAUCGAAAAGUAUCGAAAAGUACCGAAAAGAUAUCGAAAAGUACCGGAAAGAUAUCGAAAAGUACCGAAAAGAUAUCGAAAAGUACCGAAAAGAUAUCGAAAAGUACCGAAAAGAUAUGGAAAAGUAUCGAAAAGAUAUCGAAAAGUAUCGAAAAGAUAUCGAAAAAAUCGAUAUAUCGUAAAGUAUCGAUAUAUCGAAAAGUACCGAUAUAUCGAAAAGUACCGAAAAGAUAUCGAAAAGUAUCGAAAAGAUAUCGAAAAGUACCGAAAAGAUAUCGAAAAGUACCGAAAAGAUAUCCAAAAGUACCGAAAAGAUAUCGAAAAGUACCGAAAAGAUAUCGAAAAGUACCGAAAAGAUAUCGAAAAGUACCGAAAAAUUUUCGAAAAGUAUCGAAAAGAUAUCGAUAAGUAUCGAAAAGAUAUCGAUAAGUAUUUAUAUAUAAUGAAAAUAUCGAUAUAUAAUGAAAAGUAUCGAAAAGAUAUCGAUAAGUAUCGAAAAGAUAUCGAUAAGUAUCGAAAAGAUAUCGAGAAGUAUCCAAAAGAUAUCGAUAAGUAUCGAAAUUUUAUAGAUAAGUAUCGAAAAGAUAUCGAAAAGUAUCGAAAAGAUAUCGAAAAGUAUCGAAAAGACAUCGAAAAGUAUCGAAAAGAUAUCGAAAAGAUAUCGAAAAGUAUCGAAAAGAUAUCGAAAAGUAUCGAAAAGAUAUCGAAAAGUACCGAAAAAAUAUCGAAAAAUAUCGAUAUAUCGAAAAGAAAAGUAUCGAUAUAUAAUGAAAAGUAUCGAUAUAUAAUGAAAAGUAUCGAAUAUAAUGAAAAGUAUCGAAAAGAUAUCGAAAAGUAUCGAAAAGAUAUCAAAAAGUAUCGAAAAGAUAUCGAAAAAUAUCGAAAAGUGCCGAAAAGAUAUCCAAAAGUACCGAAAAGAUAUCCAAAAGUACCGAAAAGAUAUCGAAAAGUACCGAAAAGAUAUCGAAAAGUACCGAAAAGAUAUCGAAAAUAUCGAAAAGAUAUAGAUAAGUAUCGAAAAGAUAUCGAUAAGUAUCGAAAAGAUAUCGAAAAGUAUCGAAAAGUAUCGAAAAGUAUCGAAAAGAUAUCGAAAAGAUAUCGAAAAGUAUCGAAAAGAUAUCGAAAAGUAUCUAUAUAUAUCGAAAAGUAUCUAUAUAUAUCGAAAAGUAUCUAUAUAUAUCGAAAAUACCGAAAAGAUAUCGAAAAGUACCGAAAAGAUAUCGAAAAGUACCGAAAAGAUAUCGAAAAGAACCGGAAAGAUAUCGAAAAGUACCGAAAAGAUAUCGAAAAGUACCGAAAAGAUAUCGAAAAGUACCGAAAAGAUAUCGAAAAGUACCGAAAAGAUUUCGAAAAGUACCGAAAAGUUAUCGAAAAGUACCGAAAAGAUAUCGACAAGUACCGAAAAGAUAUCGACAAGUACCGAAAAGAUAUCGACAAGUACCGAAAAGAUAUCGACAAGUACCGAAAAGAUAUCGAAAAGUAUCGAAAAGAUAUCGAAAAGUAUCGAAAAGAUAUCGAAAAGUAUCGUAAAGAUAUCGAAAAUAUCGAAAAGAUAUCGAAAAGUAUCGAAAAGAUAUCGAAAAGUAUCGAAAAGAUCGAAAAGUAUCGAAAAGAUAUCGAAAAGUAUCGAUAUAUCGAAAAGUAUCGAUAUAUCGAAAAGUAUCGAUAUAUCGAUAAAAAAGGUAUCGAAAAGUACCGAAAAGAUAUCGAAAAGUACCGGAAAGAUAUCGAAAAGUACCGAAAAGAUAUCGAAAAGUACCGAAAAGAUAUCGAAAAGUACCGAAAAGAUAUCGAAAAGUAUCGAAAAGAUGGUUAUCACAUUUAG
This is a messenger RNA of Schistocerca nitens (vagrant locust), 2154 nucleotides long. Its product is annotated as repetitive organellar protein-like. Bases 1 to 2154 code for a protein of 717 amino acids. The record is from RefSeq and is a predicted model, not a curated record. Lineage: Eukaryota; Metazoa; Arthropoda; Insecta; Orthoptera; Acrididae. The transcript has 11 exons.